Molecule: messenger RNA, 962 nt
Organism: Mauremys reevesii (Reeves's turtle)
Lineage: Eukaryota; Metazoa; Chordata; Testudines; Geoemydidae
Gene: INPP1
Product: inositol polyphosphate-1-phosphatase
Molecular function (GO): inositol-1,4-bisphosphate 1-phosphatase activity
Source: RefSeq, a predicted model, not a curated record
GCCAAUGUGCGUCACCGAGCCGCGCCACCUCGGCACAGACCGGAAACAACAAUAACCACACUCAGCGGAAGUCAUAGAAAGCGGAAGUGACGUGCUCUCAGAGCCCAGAGCGCUUCUCUAUGUUUCCAGGUUUGGAAAAAAACAUUGCUGGGGAGAAAUCCAAUGAAUUUACUAAUGAGCUGGGUAAGUAUGGGAUUACGUUAAGGUUAAGAUGCUCGCUGCAAAAUAAAACUGCAUAGUUUCUUAGUAAAGUUCUUGCUGGGAACAUUCUGGCAUCAAAGUUACUAGCUGAAGUAGUUCAUUAGGAUGUUGCAUUUAUAGACCCACUGAAGCUAAAGGAGAUAAACAUUCCACAAGAUAUUAUGAGUAUCUGGGUGGAUACUAUAGAUUCCACUUCCCAGUAAAUAAAAGGUUCUGCAGAUGUCCAGGCAAAUCAAGGAGUUUUCCCAUCUGGGCUUCAGUGUGUAACUAUUUUAACUGGAGCAUAUGACAUACAAACUGGGAUGCCUUUGAUGUUAGUCAUCAAUAAACCAUUUGCAGCACAAGAUCCAAGAUCCAGUCAACUGGCAUUUUCCCUGGGAAAAGGAUUUCACCCAUGGUCUCAACAUGCAACUGGUUACAAAAGCCUUUGAGUUGUACAAGGUUUUGUUGAUAUUUAUCUCAUUUCAGAAGAUUCCACGUUCAAGUGGAACUGCUAUGCCCCGCAUGCUGUGCUGAGAUCCUUAGGAGGAGGAAUAGUAGACUUGAAAGAAUGUUUAAUGAGAUGACAAGAAAUAAUGCAUGAUGUGCCACAUUUACUAUAUAAUGUAGAAGUUUAAGGGGCCACUGAAACAGAAAAAUGGGCCAGUAAAGGUGGGGUUGCAGCUUACAGAUCUGAGAAACAUUUGGGAAGCUUUAAGUCUUCUGAUUCAAAACCUCUGUUUGAUCAAUGUGUUACCAUAAAUUGUCAAUCAACCUACUGA